Molecule: messenger RNA, 1168 nt
Organism: Mesocricetus auratus (golden hamster)
Lineage: Eukaryota; Metazoa; Chordata; Mammalia; Rodentia; Cricetidae
Product: mortality factor 4-like protein 1
Biological process (GO): chromatin organization; regulation of DNA-templated transcription
Cellular component (GO): nucleus; NuA4 histone acetyltransferase complex
Source: RefSeq, a predicted model, not a curated record
GCGAAUCACUUAUAAAUGGCGCCCAAGCAGGACCCGAAGUCCAAAUUCCAGGAGGGCGAGAGAGUGCUAUGCUUUCAUGGGCCUCUUCUCUAUGAAGCGUGUGUAAAGGUUGCCAUAAAGGACAAACAAGUGAAAUACUUUAUCCAUUACAGUGGUUGGAAUAAAAAUUGGAAUGAAUGGGUUCCAGAAAGCAGAGUACUCAAAUAUGUGGACACCAAUUUGCAGAAACAGCGAGAGCUUCAAAAGGCCAAUCAGGAACAGUAUGCAGAGGGCAAGAUGAGAGGGGCUGCUCCAGGAAAGAAGACUUCUGGUCUGCAACAGAAAAAUGUUGCAGUGAAAACAAAAAAGAACAAGCAGAAAACACCCGGAAAUGAAGAUGGUGGCAGUACCAGUGAGACACCUCAACCUCCUAGGAAGAAAAGAGCCCGGGUAGAUCCAACUGUUGAAAAUGAAGAAACAUUCAUGAACAGAGUUGAAGUUAAAGUGAAGAUCCCUGAAGAGCUGAAACCAUGGCUUGUGGAUGACUGGGACUUGAUCACCAGACAAAAACAGCUUUUUUAUCUUCCUGCCAAGAAGAAUGUGGAUUCCAUUUUGGAGGAUUAUGCGAAUUAUAAGAAAUCCCGAGGAAAUACAGAUAAUAAGGAGUAUGCUGUAAAUGAGGUUGUGGCAGGGAUAAAGGAAUACUUCAAUGUAAUGCUGGGCACUCAGCUACUCUACAAAUUUGAGAGACCACAGUAUGCUGAGAUUCUUGCAGAUCACCCUGAUGCACCCAUGUCCCAGGUGUAUGGAGCGCCACAUUUACUGAGAUUAUUUGUGCGAAUUGGAGCGAUGUUGGCCUAUACACCUCUAGAUGAGAAAAGCCUUGCUUUAUUACUGAACUAUCUACAUGAUUUCCUCAAGUACCUGGCAAAGAAUUCUGCAACUUUGUUCAGUGCCAGUGACUAUGAAGUGGCCCCUCCUGAGUACCACCGGAAAGCCGUGUGAGGGGCCUGCUCUCUCUCUCACUCGUGCUUGGAUCUCUGUAAACAGUUUGGUUCUUAGUCCUUCUCUUGUACAAACGAUGUACUUUGAAGACCAUUAGUGUAUAACAGAAUUGAUGUUUGUUUUCUGUUUGAUUUUAAACAGAGAAAAUAAAAGGAGUCAGUGCUCCUUUUCUUCUUUCUUUUCA